Molecule: messenger RNA, 2319 nt
Organism: Eremothecium gossypii ATCC 10895
Lineage: Eukaryota; Fungi; Ascomycota; Saccharomycetes; Saccharomycetales; Saccharomycetaceae
Gene: TYW1
Product: putative tRNA 4-demethylwyosine synthase
Exons: 1
Coding region: 1-2319 (772 amino acids)
Biological process (GO): wybutosine biosynthetic process
Molecular function (GO): catalytic activity; FMN binding; 4 iron, 4 sulfur cluster binding
Source: RefSeq, marked provisional
AUGUGUGGAGCCAAUUUAGACGCAGAGGAGCCUUUCCUAAGCGGCAUCCCAGGCUCGGCGAUACUAGCUGCUGUACUCGCUAGUUACAUCGGUACUGGCGGCCGUAUCAGCAUUGGAUGUGUAGUUACGGCGCUUUAUCUCCUCGCAAAUAUCGAAGCUAAGAAGAAUGCCAGUUUUGCGGCUGCCCUAGGUGUACCAGUUUCGGGCAAAGGUAAGGGCUGCUGUGGGGGAAAGAAUGGUGGUUGCUGUUCUACUAAAGCUGCAGCAAAGCCUACAGGACACAAAUGUUCUUGUUCGGGAGCCAAGGUGACCAAAUCCAAGGCUCCAGUGGCAGCAUCAGCUGCCGCUCGCAGCCAAGAAGAGGCAUUUCCAAUUGCAAUAGACUUUACCAACUCGUUUAAGGCACCUCAAAGUAAAGUCCCCCCCGUUAAGAAAACACCAAAGGUCAUAUCUGGGACAGCGAAGAAAAAACAGAAAGAUGCAUUUAUCAAGAGUGGACUGACUGUUUCUAAUGAGAAGUUGCUAGCGUCGCAGAUCUACAUUUUCUACAGCUCCUUACAGGGGGCAGCCAAGAGAUCCGCGGAGCUUGUCCUUGCGGAACUACGGGAACUGAAACCUUUGGAACUAGAACCUAUCUUGCUUAACUUGGACGAAAUUGAUGAUCUGGAUAAGUACUUUGUCGAUGUGCCUUGUGAAAAUGCACUAUAUGUCUUGGUAUUGCCCUCGUAUGACAGCGACUCGCCACUGGAUUUGUUUUUAGAGACUCUCGAAGAGAACUUUAAUGACUUUAGAAUCGACAAUUAUCCAUUGCGUAAAUUAGUUGGUUACUCCAUUCUUGGUAUUGGUGAUUCUGAAAUGUGGCCGGAAAAGUUUUGCUAUCAGGCGAGAGAAGCAGAUUUAUCUAUUGCAAAGCUGGGUGGACGCAGAAUCUAUCCAGUUGGCGAGGUCUGUGUCAAAUUUGGAGGUGAUCCAAAGGUGGAAGAAUGGGCUCGGCUUUUUGUUGAAACGCUGCAAGACGAUGAGCCUAUGCUUUAUGAGUAUGAUGAGAGUGUAGAAGAUGAACUAGAUGAGUCUUCCGACGCUGCUGCUGAGGCUUUAGUUGAUCUUGAAGAUAUUGGCAAUGGGUCAGGUGGGAAUGGCACAGGAGCCCUGAAGAAGAUGGUUGCAAAGGACAGUCCAACUUAUAAAAAUUUGACUAAGCAGGGUUAUUCGAUUGUGGGAUCACAUUCCGGCGUGAAGAUAUGCAGGUGGACCAAGAAUGACCUGAGAGGCAGAGGCUCCUGCUACAAACAUUCGUUGUUCAAUAUAGUUUCGAGCAGAUGUAUGGAAUUGACCCCCUCUUUAGCAUGUUCAUCUAAAUGUGUUUUCUGCUGGAGACAUGGAACGAACCCUGUUGCUAAAAACUGGAGAUGGGAACUAGAUGAGCCUGAAUUUAUUUUGGAGAAUGCUUUAAAGGAGCACUACUCGAAAAUCAAACAGAUGCGUGGUGUGCCUGGUGUCAUUGCUGAACGCUUUGCAAAGGCUUUCCAGGUUGCUCACUGUGCCCUUUCGUUAGUUGGUGAGCCCAUCUUGUAUCCAUACAUCACUAGGUUCAUUGAACUUCUGCACCAAAAGAACAUAUCCAGUUUUUUGGUUUGUAACGCGCAGCACCCCGACCAACUGGAAGCUUUGGGCAAGGUGACGCAGUUAUAUGUAUCGAUUGACGCCCCUACAAAGACAGAGCUGAAGAGGGUUGAUAGACCCCUUUACAAGGACUUCUGGGAAAGACUCAUGCGCUGCUUGGAAUUGCUACGCACUUCCCAGGCCCACCAACGGACUGUAUUCAGACUCACCCUUGUCAAAGGUUUUAACAUGGCAGACGUUAGCUCAUACGCAGAUCUAGUGCAAAAGGGUAUCCCUUGUUUCAUUGAGGUUAAGGGAGCCACAUUCUGCGGAUCCUCAGAUGGGAACGGAAACCCACUCACAAUGCAAAAUAUUCCAUUCUACGAGGAGUGUGUCUCUUUCGUCAAGGAGUUUGUAGCCGAGCUCCAGAAACGUGGAUUGGCGUACGACAUCGCUGCGGAGCAUGCUCACUCGAAUACUGUUCUUAUCGCCCACACAAAAUUCAAAAGGGGUGAUAAGUGGUAUACACACAUUGACUUUGAGGAGUUCUUCAAGCUGUUGAACUCUGGAGCAUCAUUUACCCACAUGGACUACAUGGCGGAAACUCCAGAAUGGGCCCUAUUCGGCAAUGGUGGUUUUGCGCCAGGUAACACCAGAUUCUACAAGAAGAAGAACAGAAAGGACGAAGCAAGCGUCCGCGAGGGCAAACUAGCAUGA